AUGGCAGCGACUCAACUGGACGACAAGGCCAAGAACCUGAUCGAGAAAUCCUACCCACAAGCAAAAGAUGCCGGCGAGGAUCCAGCGAAGCUCUCUUCCGCCAUCUUUUCUGCUGUCGAGGUAGGCACACGAGCUUUUCAAUACCUUCACAUGCAUCUACUGACAGUUCCAAGUACUCGCCCACUGAAAAGACUGAGAUUGAGCAAUGGCUCAUCACUUCAUCUCACAUUGCGUCUCCCUCCGAAGACAGCGCCAAGACCGCCGAGCGCCUCUCGAACCUCAACACCCACCUCUCCACUCGCACCACCCUUCUUGGCUCGAAGCCCAGCGUAGCUGAUGUUGCCAUGUACUCCCGUCUGGCUCCGGUGGUGAAGGGUUGGAGCGCAGAGCAGCGAACUGGAGAGCAAGGAUACCACCAUAUUGUGCGACAUCUCGACUUUGUUCAAAACGCGCCUCUAUUCGACUUGAAGGUCGCAGAUGGAGAAAAUGUGGACAUUGAUCCGAACAACGUAGUCACCAAGAUCAAGCCGAUUGAUGCCAAGGCUGAGAAGGAGCGCAAGAAGAAGGAGAAGGCUGCUGCGGCUGCAGCGGGAGCGGAUGGUGCAGCAGCUGCAGGAGGAACAGUCACAUCGGCAGCGAGCGAGGACGCGAAGAAAGCUGAGAAUCAGAAGCCUAAGAAGGAGAAGGUGAAGGAUCUGGGCGAGAAGGUCGCCAGUGCUGUCGGUGCUGAAGUUGGCGGUGUUGAGAAGAAGGAGAAGCCAAAGAAGGAAAAGCAGCCCAAGCAGCCCAAGAAUGCUCCCGCGCCGGACAAGCCCUUCUCCCCUGCACUCAUCGAUCUACGAGUAGGACACAUUCUCAAGGCCGUCAACCACCCAAACGCGGACUCCUUAUACGUCAGCACCAUCGCAGUGGGCGAUCCACCAGGCACGGACAACACCUCGGAAUACGAGGGCAAGAUCGUCCGAACCGUCUGCUCAGGUCUUAAUGGACUCGUUCCUCUGGAAGAAAUGCAAGGCCGCAAGAUCGUCGCUGUCUGCAACCUCAAGCCUGUAACUAUGCGAGGCAUCAAGUCUGCAGCGAUGGUGCUGGCCGCAUCACCGCGUGUAGCACCGGGAGAGGAUGACCACCACGCAGGCCCAGUCGAACUCGUAAACCCACCAGCCGAUGCUGAGGCAGGUGAGAGGGUAUACUUCGAGGGAUUCGAGGGCGAGCCGGACCCUGUGCUGAACCCCAAGAAGAAAGUAUGGGAGGACAACCAGGUUGGCUUCACGACCACGGCGGAUAAGGUCGUUGCCUUUGAACCGACGAAGGUGGAGAAGUUGAAGGACAGCGGGAAGACGGACGUUGCGUUGCUGAAGACGAAACAGGGUACUUGCACUGUCAAGACCCUGACUAAUGCUACUGUGCGAUGA
Molecule: messenger RNA, 1412 nt
Organism: Lecanosticta acicola
Lineage: Eukaryota; Fungi; Ascomycota; Dothideomycetes; Mycosphaerellales; Mycosphaerellaceae
Source: the annotation of a GenBank genome assembly